Populus trichocarpa (black cottonwood) is the source of this 2250-nucleotide messenger RNA. Its product is annotated as E3 ubiquitin-protein ligase COP1. NCBI's taxonomy places the organism in Eukaryota, Viridiplantae, Streptophyta, Magnoliopsida, Malpighiales, Salicaceae. Gene Ontology annotation, molecular function: ubiquitin protein ligase activity; protein binding. The coding region runs from base 411 to 2021 and encodes 536 amino acids. The transcript has 13 exons. Gene Ontology annotation, biological process: proteasome-mediated ubiquitin-dependent protein catabolic process. The record is from RefSeq and is a predicted model, not a curated record.
ACCAAAACUAUCCCCCGCCCAACGUGGGCAGUUUGCACCCUCACAAAGCACAUUCUUUACUCUCUCUAGUUAGCUAACAGCCACCUUUUCUUUUUCUUCCUUCACCACAAAAGAAGGGCAAAGCAUUUACACCCUUCAACAACUCCUCCUCCUCCACAUGAUCACAUCACUCACUCACACCCACCACACACAAAAAAAACAAACAAACAUGGGUGGAGAGAGCUCUAUGGGGGCACUUGUCCCCUCUGUGAAUUCUGAGGCAACAACCUCCAAAAUGCAACCACCAACGGAGGAGUUAGACAAGGAUAUUCUCUGUCCUAUUUGCAUGCAGAUCAUUAAGGAUGCUUUUCUCACUUCCUGUGGACAUAGCUUCUGUUACCUGUGUAUUACUACUCAUUUAAGAAACAAGAAUGAUUGUCCUUGUUGUUCUCAUUACCUCACCAACAACCAUAUCUUUCCUAAUUUUUUGCUCAAUAAGUUAUUGGAGAGAACUUAUGCUCGUCAAGCAGCCAAGAAUGCAUCACCUUACGAACACCUUCGCCAGGCAUUACAACAGACAGGGUUGUGAAGUCUCAGUUAAAGAGCUAGAUGGCCUUUUGACCCUCCUUGCAGAGAAGAAGAGAAAGAUGGAGCAAGAAGAAGCAGAAAGAAAUAUGCGGAUUUUACUUGACUUCUUGUGCUGCCUCAGGAAGCAAAAGCUUGAUGAGCUCAAUGAGAUUCAAACAGACCUGCAGUACAUUAAGGAGGACAUAAAUGCUGUAGAGAGGCAAAGGAUAGAGUUAUGCAGGGCAAAGGACAGAUGCUCACUAAAACUUAGGAUGUUUGCUGAUGAUCCGAAUUCUCAGUUUGUUACUCAAUCAGGAACAGUUGCAUCUAAAAAGAAAUGGGCCCAAGCACAGUUCAAUGAUUUGCAAGAAUGUUACUUGCAAAAGCGGCGAAAUUGGGUUAGACAAGCAUACAAAGAGGAAGAAAAGGAUACAGAUAUUAUGAAUAGAGAAGGAUAUAAUCAAGGUCUUGAGGAUUUCCAAUCUGUGCUGACCAAUUUUACUCGAUACAGUCGAUUGAGGGCCGUUGCUGAACUGAGACAUGGUGACCUUUUCCACUCUGCUAAUAUUGUGUCUAGCAUAGAAUUUGAUCGUGAUGAUGAACUGUUUGCUACUGCUGGAGUUUCUAGGCGCAUUAAGAUUUUUGAGUUUUCCUCGGUGAUGAACGAACCGGCAGAUGUGCAUUGUCCUGUUGUGGAAAUGUCCACGCGAUCUAAACUUAGUUGCUUAAGUUGGAACAAGUAUACUAAAAAUCAUAUCGCUAGCAGUGAUUAUGAGGGUAUAGUAACUGUUUGGGAUGUAACUACUCGCCAGAGCAUAAUGGAAUACGAGGAGCAUGAAAAGCGAGCUUGGAGUGUUGAUUUUUCACGGACUGAACCUUCAAUGCUUGUAUCUGGCAGCGAUGACUGCAAGGUCAAAAUUUGGUGCACACAGCAAGAAGCAAGUGUUCUUAACAUUGAUAUGAAAGCAAAUAUUUGUUCUGUAAAGUAUAAUCCUGGAUCCAGCAUUCAUGUGGCGGUGGGAUCUGCUGAUCAUCAUAUUCACUACUAUGACUUGAGAAACAUUAGCCAACCGCUUUAUGUAUUUAGUGGGCAUCGGAAAGCUGUUUCAUAUGUGAAAUUCCUGUCUAGCAACGAACUGGCUUCUGCAUCUACGGACAGCACAUUGCGCUUAUGGGAUGUAAAGGAUAAUUUAGCAUUGCGGACAUUUAGAGGCCAUACAAAUGAGAAGAAUUUUGUGGGUCUCACAGUGAACAGCGAAUACAUUGCUUGCGGCAGCGAGACAAACGAAGUGUUUGUGUAUCACAAGGCUAUCUCUAAACCCGCAGCUUGGCAUAGAUUUAGUACGGAUUUGGAGAACGGUGAGGAUGAUGCUGGAUCGUAUUUCAUUAGCGCUGUGUGUUGGAAGAGUGAUAGCCCUACAAUGCUAACCGCAAAUAGUCAAGGAACCAUUAAAGUGCUUGUUCUUGCUGAAUGAAUGAUCUAACUCUUUAAAUCCUACUCAACAUUGACUUCUGUAUCCAGAUGGAGAAUGCGUUUUACUGUACAAAUUAACUGCCAAGUAACAUGCCUAUCACUAGGCAUGAAAUUGGCAGGGAUUAGGAGAGUGUGCAUUCCCACCUACGAAGAAGCCUUCAGUUGUGUUUGCAAUAUCAUUUUUUCUUGCCACUCCAAUAUCAUACAUGUCAGAAAACUCACUUCUUUCA